AGCGCAUGCGCGCCGGUUUGGUUCUUCCUUUUCGAUCUUGUCGAGACAGAGAGAAGAUGGGUCACCAGCAGCUCUACUGGAGUCACCCUAGAAAAUUCGGACAGGGUUCACGCUCCUGCCGAGUAUGUUCUAACAGGCACGGACUGAUCCGAAAAUACGGGCUGAACAUGUGCCGUCAAUGUUUCCGACAGUACGCCAAAGAUAUUGGCUUUGUUAAGCUUGAUUAAAGAAAAGCCUCCUUGGAUUUGAUAUGACUUGCAAUCAACAUGGCAUGUCACAUUGAAGUUUAAACAAAAUGGACAUUUGCUGUAUGCAUAGUUUGGAAUAAUAAAAUUUUGGAUGACAAUG
Molecule: messenger RNA, 348 nt
Organism: Polypterus senegalus (gray bichir)
Lineage: Eukaryota; Metazoa; Chordata; Cladistia; Polypteriformes; Polypteridae
Product: 40S ribosomal protein S29
Exons: 3
Coding region: 6-227 (73 amino acids)
Biological process (GO): translation
Cellular component (GO): ribosome; cytosolic small ribosomal subunit
Molecular function (GO): zinc ion binding; structural constituent of ribosome
Source: RefSeq, a predicted model, not a curated record